CAGUAUCUCAGUUAAGGCGGUGGAAGACGUCGAUCAAGUCGAAGCCCUUUGUUAGGGCUUUCUAUCUACAGAUCACCGGCGGUAUUGGUGGUCAUCGUCGUGUCGGAGCAAUGGUUGAGAGAGAGGAGCGAGUUUCACUGGAACUCAGCGAAGAACUUAUACAGAGCAUGGAACCUGGCGCCGUUUUCAGAGACUAUAAUUGCAGGAUCAGCUCCAUUGACUUUCACAAAACUUCUACUUAUAUGGUGACUGCUAGCGACGAUGACUCAAUUCGUCUCUAUGAUGUUGCAACCGCUUCAUGUCUCAAGACAAUUAAUAGCAAAAAGUACGGUGUUGAUCUUGUUUGCUUCACUUCCCAUCCCACCACUGUCAUCUACUCUUCCAGAAACGGAUGGGACGACUCUCUGAGGCUUCUCUCUUUGCACGAUAACAAGUACUUGCGUUACUUCAAAGGACAUCAUGACAGAGUUGUUUCGCUUAGCUUGUGCUCUGGUGGUGAGUGCUUUAUCUCCGGUUCUCUUGAUCGAACUGUUUUGCUUUGGGAUCAAAGGGUCGAGAAAUGCCAGGGUCUCUUACGAGUCCAAGGAAGGCCUGCUGCAGCAUAUGAUGAUCAAGGGUUAGUUUUUGCAAUUGCCUUUGGUGGAUACAUAAGAAUGUUUGAUACCCGUAUGUACGAAAAGGGUCCUUUUGAAAUAUUUUCCGUUGGUGGUGAUCUUUCUGAGGCAAACGUUGUGAAAUUUAGUAAUGAUGGAAGGCUCAUGCUGCUCACUACCAUGGAUGGUUAUAUUCAUGUGCUUGAUUCGUUUCGUGGAACACUCCUAUCCACAUAUAGUGUGAAACCAGUAGCUGAAGCAUCGACAUUGGAUGCAACCUUCAGUCCUGAAGGGAUGUUUGUUGUUUCAGGUUCAGGGGAUGGUAGUACCCAUGCAUGGGGUGUAAGGAGUGGAAAACAGGUACAUAGUUGGAUGGGUAUAGGCAGUGGUGAUCCCCCGGUCAUAAAAUGGGCGCCGGGAAGUCCAAUGUUUGUGACAGGCUCUUCGGAGCUUUCAUUUGUAAUCCCGGACUUGUCAAAAUUGCCAGCUUACUCCAUAAGGAAAUAGGAGUGAAAGUGACGGUAUACGUCGGUCUUUACCAUAUGUAAAGGAGUCCUCAGUUAAGGCUUUGGUUGAGACUUGAGACUGUGUUGUUGGUGAAGCCAGUAACUUAUUCCUGAUUAUUUUUUUUUGUUUGUCUUUGUAUUCUAACAAGAUGCUCUUGUACCCUAAUUAAAGAUAGAUAAAUCCCCAAGGCU
Molecule: messenger RNA, 1291 nt
Organism: Camelina sativa (false flax)
Lineage: Eukaryota; Viridiplantae; Streptophyta; Magnoliopsida; Brassicales; Brassicaceae
Product: protein ANTHESIS PROMOTING FACTOR 1-like
Cellular component (GO): Set1C/COMPASS complex
Molecular function (GO): chromatin binding; protein binding
Source: RefSeq, a predicted model, not a curated record